AACGCUACACCUUGUCACCAUCGAUGAGCUUGGCAGGCUUAUCAGUAAACGGCGAUCUACCCCAGCAUUAAGUGCAGGAACGAGUCUACUCCUUCUAGUGUUUUACCGUCCCAAUCUUUCCCUCGCGUUAACAACUCAGGUUCAAGAUAUCAUGGAAGCAAUUAGCGGUACAGCAGCUAAUCGAAAAGUCAGUCUCUGCCAGUGCGCGACAUCUGAAUCAUUAUCGGAUGUCAUCGGUGCGCUGCGAAACAUCGUCACGCUCACAGGUUCACGAGCCAUCAUUCCAGAUCUCGAAACCCCGUACUCCCGAAGUUUUCCGACUACGAACGGCCCUGUCAUCGAGUUCAAAGACCUGAGUAUCAGCGCCAUCCUCAACGAACGUCAGCGGCAGUUGGAUGCAGUAUCGCAUGACAUUUCAGACCUGGAAACAGUCGUGGAUAGUAUCAAAUAUCUCACGCAGAAACUCGUCGAAAAGAAGGACAAGAUCAACCAGUCCUUGAAUUUGCACAAGCGACUGGUAUCGGCUCUCUGGCGCUUGCCAACUGAAAUCCUAUCCCGAAUAUUUUCACAGUGUCUCUCGCAAUUCCUCCAGGACAUGCGGCCCGCAAAAAAAGAUGAUGCUCCCAUUCUGAUGACCAGAAUAUGCAAGCGGUGGAGGGAGGUUGCUGUGGGCGUGCCUGGUUUAUGGCGCAGGAUACAGUUCUGGGGCGGGGAAGUUCACAAUGAAAGAUGGCAGUCUGCAGCUUUCGGCUAUGACUUAUGGCUCAAGCGAUCAAGAGGACUUCCGCUCUCGAUGGGAGUCGCCUGCUAUGACGCAGAUGGCUCCUCCAUCAAGCUACGAAGCUUUCUCCAGCCUUACAUUAAUCAAAUCGUCUCUCUCUCUAUCCUUGCUUUCCACCGCAUCGACGCACCCGAACUUAUGUUCAAAGACCUUCCAGCACUGCAGGAGCUGAUCCUAUCAGUGCACAAGCAUUCUGAAAUUCCACGCAUUGCACAAUCCAUCUCGCCACUGUCGUCUACCAUGCGCAGUCUCAGGGUUUCAACUCCGAUGUUCAAACUCGAGGAUUUUUCUCCUUUCACUCCGGUAUUGACACACCUGACAAAUAUCGAGGUCGCUAUAAACAGACUGGAUAUAUUCCCCCACUUGCUCCGUCUGUGUCCCAACCUCUCCUCUGUAACGAUUCGUUCAGGCUUCACCCAGCAAAUGCAAAUCAUUGAACCCUUCACGCAUACCAAACUGCGAUCCUUGCGCAUCGCUCUUAACCCUGGAGACAAGGUACUAUACCGUGCUUCUCCCAAAUUACCCCCUGUGGGCACAGCGCAUUUUUCCGCCCUGUUCGACGCUCUAUCAUUCCCCAAUUUACGCGUGCUUGAAGCUCGCUAUAUAGAAGCGCACGAAUGCGAACUGUUCGAAUGGCUCCCAUCCCUCCAUUCACAGCAGCUUGAAGGUUGCUAUGCACAAUCAUGGCCUCACGCGGAGUUGAAGGCAUUGCUGGAACGGUCAAAUUGUACCCUGGAGAAACUGGUUCUCGGCCCUGGAGUGAUGACGACAGAUGAGCAGCGAGCGGAAUAUGUUGCGCUUAUCCCUUCCCUCAAAGUAGUAUCUCAUGCGUCAAGAUGACUUUGCUGCGUGGAGUUGUGC
Suillus clintonianus is the source of this 1642-nucleotide messenger RNA. RefSeq lists its product as uncharacterized. NCBI's taxonomy places the organism in Eukaryota, Fungi, Basidiomycota, Agaricomycetes, Boletales, Suillaceae. The record is from RefSeq and is a predicted model, not a curated record. The coding region runs from base 152 to 1621 and encodes 489 amino acids. The transcript has 3 exons.